AUGCUCCUCUCCGUCAAAGAAUUGAAUGUAUGGCGAAAAUUUCACGAGCUUAUUACUGUGCUUUUGAUAAUGUUUGGAUUGAUUGGAAUCUAUGCCCUUCUCCAGUUCAUCAACGCUCAAAACUGGUGGAUCAUCUCGGAUAGCGUUGCGGCAGAUGUCAGUGAUGCUUUGAAAGAAGAUAUCGAUCGGAUUCUGAUCUUUAUGACCGAUUGUACAGUUCUGCUCAGCCUUCUCACCACACCGUUAGCCGUCUUUUUUGCAGCAACCAACGAUCGGCUGUCGUUUCCGAUAAGACUCCUAGCAUCCGCUGAAAACGCCAACAAAUUCGUCUAUGCCAUUGGCUGGGCGCUCACUUACUCGUGUCGACCGAAAAGCGGACCGUUUCAAUGCUCACAAAAUCUCAUCAAAACAUUUGACACAAUCCAAUCAAUUAUCAACAAGUAUAAUCUGGUCGAGAUCUCUCAGUGUUGCCAACUGCUCAUCUCGAUGAGG
Molecule: messenger RNA, 492 nt
Organism: Mesorhabditis belari
Lineage: Eukaryota; Metazoa; Nematoda; Chromadorea; Rhabditida; Rhabditidae
Source: the annotation of a GenBank genome assembly